CCCCCUUCCCUCCUCCACCAGCGCUGCUUCCUUCCCCAGUAGCUUAAGUGCUCUACUGGAUAAACAGGAAGGUUUAAUAUCUCAGCCAGUGAGCAUAUUCACAGCGCAAUCAUAAGAUCUUUGUUCAACACACUUGUUAAAGAGCCAGAGAAGUCUAAAUGUGACAGCUAAACUGUGAAACCCUGACCGGGAGACAGUAUCGCCAUCUGCCAGGAACUUACAAAAGUUCGUUGAGAGAAGGGAGACUUUGGGACUGUCAGGGAACGGAAACCAUCAAAGAUUAAGGAUUAACAAAAAUACUGGAAGUUUGUGACUUUAUGUGGCAACGGUCUGACAGCUGGCUGGAAGUUUGCUAGGCAGUUUGGCUGUAGAAUGAAUCUGACCGUAGUAUUUUUGGGCUGUGGUUGACAGUUCCAAGCUAGAGGGACUUGGGAAGCUAUAAGUGACAAUCCAGGAAAAGCAAGAAGGUUCUAUUUAUGUUGUGACAAUGACAAUAGUGUAUAAAAGAUUACACUACAUUUGACAUUCUUUUGAGAAAAGAAACUCUUACGCAAUAUGAAACUCUGCACUUAUGGACUUGUGAGUUCUUGGAGCCUCUGCCACCUCUUCUUUCUAUUUCUGUUGAGUGAUUUGGGAGAAACAAAUCAGGUAAGGUGUCUGUGGGAGCAAAGAAAGCAUGGAACAGGCAGAAAGAAAAGAGGGAAUGACAGAUCAAGGAAAUGCAAAAAAAGGAGAGAAGAAGAGAGUAUAUUAUGGGAAUGAGGUGUGAGAGAUUUAAAAAAGAAAGCAAGCAUAAGGAAGGGAGAAUGCCUGUGACCGAUUGUGUGUGUAUGGCGAAUGCGUAUGGAUAAUCACAGUUUAGGGCUAUUCAAUAAAGUGUACUGUCAGGAAAUCAAAGUGAUUUUAACAUUUACGGCUAAAAUAACCGAACAGAAAACAAAGCAGACCUAGAGCUGUAGUGGCUUAAUGGGGACCUGCCAUGGUAUCUUAACCUAUUAAUGCUUCUAAUCCAAAUAUAUACUUUAUCACAAAGAUAAAUUAUUAUAUUCAAAUAUAUGAAAGAAUAACACCAGGAUAGGAAUACCCAACCAAGGGGUUAGAUGAGGGUUACAGAGGUAUUAAAGGGCAUAACCCUAGACAUUAAACAAUAAAGAAAAAAAUAGUGGGGGUUGGUAGCUUUAAACUAAGAAAAAGCACCCUACCUCACUAAGGUUACCUUAUUACAUUUGAGCUAUCUGGCAUAAUAACAAGCAACAUGUUAAUCUUACUAUUUAUUCACAAGUGCUACUUUUGUAGCCGGGGGUGCUCUUUAAAGGCAGUACUGGUGUCUAUGGAACAAGUCUAGCAGUCUUUUUAUUUUCACUCUGAUCACUUAUUUUGCACAUACCCACGUUAUUUAGUGAGUUAUGCAUUUUUUUUGGCUUCAUAAAAUGUAUUAUCUUAUAUUGAUUUUUACUUUUAGAGGUAACCUUAGUGAGGUAGGGUGUUUUUUUUUUUUUUUUAGUUUAAAGCUACCAACCCCCACUAUUUUGUUCUUUAUAAAUUAAAUAUUCCAAAUGCUCUAUGAAUGUUCAUCACAGUACCAUCUCGGGUGUUACAUCGAUUGUAAGUUCCUUUGGGCAGGGUCUUCUUUACCUCUUCUCUCUGAUAAUAUUUUGUAUAUCAACUACUUGUUGUCAAUCAUCCCCAUUCUAUGGUUUAAAGCACACCAGAAUAUGUUGAUGUCAUAUAAAUAGUGCUCAUAAUAACACCCAAUUGUCCAUCCCUUCAUGGCAUUGACACUCUAGGUUCAGUGCCAGUGCAGUGUCAUAAGUCACUCCAUACCUACUGUACCAUAGCAAGUGCAAGACGUGAUAAAUUAAUAUAAUAUAUUAUAUAGGAAAAGAGCAGGCAAAAAUCUCACAGUGGUCCCACUCUCACUGGAACACGCACACUUCAUAAGAAUCGCUCUGUUAUCAAAAAUAUAACGUGUAAAAAUCAGCGCACUACACUCCAUUCUAGCGUUAAUGCCCAUAAAUCCAGUUUGAAGUUUAGUGUGCUAAUAAGACACACAUAUAAUAUCUCUAAUUAUCCUUUAUUUGUUCGUAAAUGUAAAAUGUAACAAUGCAUUCAUCAUGAAUCUCAACGGGUAUAUAAUCUGUCAGGCAUAGCAACUGAACCAUUUAAAAUAUAUAUUUUGUUUGUUAGUGUGGUUUUCUAUGUACACGGACAGUUUAAAUGGCAGCUGUAUUAUUUUGCAGUGUUUGUCCAAUCCGUACUCCAUUGAGGAGGCCAUUUUCUCAUUUUUGACCUACUUCCCAUUAGUAAAUCACAGCAUGGUGUCACUGUUUUAUUGUUAUUGCUUUCAAAGAGCCAUGAUAUUCUCCAGCAUUGUAACUACAAAGGGCUUAUUUACAAUCUUAUUGCUGCUUUUUGUAACAAGGUGCAACAUAUUUCCAUGCCUGCUUCUUCUGCCUCAGAAUGCAACAUUUUGACCGUAGGGAUGUGGAAUUAAUGGCUGGGUAGGGGCUAAAAGCUCCCAUUAUAUCAAUGGGUGCCACUACACUCUACUUAGUGACUGGUUUGCAACUGGUUUCUAAUCUCACACUACUCAUUGCAGGAUUCUGUUAACCAUUAAACCAUAACAGACCGUUCUCGGGCCUGGUGUAUAGAUUCUAUUGACACCUAAAUCCCUAUACAACCAAUUGAAACAAAAAAAAGUCUUGUUCCAUCUCUGUCACUACUUUUUACUGGUCUACUGCCACUUGACUUUCGCUACUUGCCACACAGUGGAAGGUGCGCAAGCUCAGCUGUGUGUUUCUGUCACUGAUAGUAGUUGGUGUCUGUAACUUUUGCAGUUAAUAUGGAUAGGCUAUAUAAAAGUAGUCAAAACGAUGUAAACCUGGUUGCAAUUGGUGACCGUUACAACUACCAUCUGUUAUUAAUAGCAACGCCCAAAGUUGUUUAUAUUGAAUAAAUGCUAAACACAAUAAAUAAAAAUGUACAAGAUGUCGAGGCCUGCAAUACACAUGAUUCUCUACCAGACACAGUCUGGCUAAGAAUGAUAAGAGGUACAGUCCAGAGCACAGCGGUGCACCCAGCACUAUAAUGCAAGGUUAUAUCACAUUUCAAAGUCAACAUUUUUAAAGUGAAUACUGAGUUUGUACUUGUCUAUUACAGAAUUGUUCCUAGCAACUAGUGAGAGCAUAUCAAUAUUGCCAUAACUCCCAAAACCCCCAUAAAAUUAAUCAGGGGUCCCCGGAAUAACUUAGUAACCACUGAGGGGCCAAUGUAUAACCUUCCCUCCCAUCAUGUUCUUCAUUGAUGUAUUUAUUUGUUUAAGUUCUGCUUUGCUAGGCUGUGCUGCAUUAUUGAACAGCAAUGAAAGGGUUAGUUUAGUCAGUAGUAGAAAGUUUGUGCAUGCGUAGUAAUUGCUCAGGGCCUCUUUAAUGUAUUUUCAGCAGCCUGGAGCAAGCAUUAACUUCACAGGGGGAAUUUAUUUUGUAGACUUAAGAGCAACACAAUUUUUGUAGGUGAAAAAUCUAGCAUACGGCAGGGGAUUUUACGAGCUCUGAUGUCAGUUAGAGAGUAGAACGAAGUGGGAAAAAAUUCUGAUAAAUUCUUUAAUCAUUUAAAUCCUUUAAUCCUUUUUUCCUUUAAUUUAAAUUUUUGAUUAUUAUAUUUUGUAUUUAUACUGUUGACUGAUAGAACACACUAAAUCUGUGUCACAUCGCGCAGUGUGCAACGGCUUAUUUCUGUGGUUAUGGUGCUUAGAAGCUAUCCCAGUUAAUAUACCAGCUAAACCCUCGCCAUUUUGAUUUUCAUCUUCAUCUCCUGCACCCUAAGUCCCGACCCCUUCCUGGGGAUGCCAUAUUGAGAAAUCUAGCUUCUUUAUUGCGCAAGUAGUUGGAUGGAUCAUUCACUCUGAAACGUUAGUAAUUUCCCCAGCUCAACUGUUCUGGCCUAAAAUUUAAAGUUCACUUUAAAUUGCAAUCAAUUCCACAAACACUAGUUCAGUGAACCACCCUCUCAGUGUGCUCACUCCAUCCAACUGCAGUGGUGAAGGUAAGCUAAGAGAGAGAUUAAGAAAGAGAGGGGUGUUGAGUCGGACACAGGAAAUGAAAUGAAAUUCAAGAAAAUGGGCAGGAUUUAAAGCGGCACUGUCAUGCCGAAUCCCGUUUUUUUUUUAACCCCCCUCCCGCCUCCACUACAUCCAAUUGACCCACUAGUCACCCCCAAAUACCCCUAAGCCCCCCACAUUACCUAUUUUUUAAUCCUUAUUUUCUGCCCCGAUCUAUAGUCAGGGCACCGCCAUCUUUGUGUGGGUAGAUGAAGUCCCUGUGGGACACGUCAUCAGCCCACACUAGGCAGACUGUGAGAUUCCCACACAUGCCCAGUGAAACACCUGGACAUGCCAACGGGAAUUUCAUCUAUUCAUUCAUCAGACAGACGAAUGAAUGAAUAGAAAUAUCAGCUGAACAAACUAACACUAUGUAUCAGUGUUAGUUUGUUCAUCCAGUUUAUUACAAGGAGGGAGCUACCGGCGUGCAGCUCCCUCCUUGUAAUAUGUAACUAUAGAAGCGGCAGGGAGCAGUGCUCCCCACCACUUCAUAAGCCCCCCAGGUCCCCCUCUCACUCUAUGGGGGUCAAUAUGACCCCCAUAAUAGCACAAGGGAGCUAAAAAUCUCCAAAAUGCCCCUACUCGCUAUACCGCGAGUAGGGGCAUGUCUACUAAACAGUGAGCAGCCUGUGGCAGCUCACUGUUGAAAAAAAAUGACAUAAAUUACAAUAAAAGGGGGCGGACCUAUUGUCCUCUCCCCCCUCCCCCACCCUGAGCGGCGGGUGGGGGCCAUGAAGAUAAUGAGGGGGGGGACCUACUGUCCUCCACCACGGCCCCCACCCCUGCGCGGUGGGUGGGGGCCCUAAUAAAACAAUAAGGGGGGGGACCUACUGUCCUCUCCCCCCUGGCCCCUACCCCUGAGCGGUGGGUGGGGGCCUUAAUAAAACAAUAAGGGGGGGGGACCUACUGUCCUCCCCCCCGGCCCCCACCCCUGAGCGGUGGGUGGGGGCCCUAAAUAAAGAUAUGGGGGGGAACUUCUGUCCCCCCCCUCUGGCCCCCACCCCUGUGCGGUGGGGGUGGGGGCCCUAAUAAAACAAUAAGGGGGGGACCUACUGUCCUUCCCCCAGGCCCCCACCCAUGUGCGGUGGGUGGGGGCCCUAAUAAAACAAUAAGGGGGGGACCUACUGUCCUCCCCCCCGGCCCCCACCCCUGCGCGGUGGAUGGGGGCCCUAAUAAAACAAUAAGGGGGGGGGACCUACUGUCCUCCCCCCCGGCCCCCACCCCUGAGCGGUGGGUGGGGGCCCUAAAUAAAACUGGGGGGGACCUACGCCACUCCUCCCCUACACCCUGAGCGGUGGGUGGGGCCCUAAACAAUCAAGCCCCUAGUCACCCCACAAAAGGGCCAGGGGAGGACGUAGGUCCCCCUUAUUGUUUUUAGGGCUACCCACCCGUGCGGAAGUGGGGCGAGAAGGAUUCCCAUAUCUUAGGGCCCCGCGGGCAUGGGGGGGGUUUAUGAAUUUUGUUGUUUUUAGGUAGCAGCUAUAAGCUGCUCACUACCUACAUGCCCCACUGCGGCGUAUAGCGGUAGGGGCGACUAUUACUAAUACUAUCUUUUACCUAGAAGUGGCAGUAAAAUUAACGAAACCAAUUUAGGUCUUUCAGCCUUUUAGUAGAUAGCUCCCUGAUACCGUGGGAAUUAGGGAGUUAUCUACUAAGCGGCUGCAAGAUGCAGCCGCGGCAAUGAAUAGGAUCGGAGUUUCAUUCAUUAGAAUGAAAUUCCGAUCCAAAUAAAGUGCCGAAUUGCGUUAUAAAAGAAACGAACAUACUGUUCUCAUUCAGUUAGAACGCAAUUCGGCAGUUUUGUGUAAAGUGACAGGAAGCAUUGUGAGAACACAGAGGGAAGGUAAGGAUCAUGGGAAAAUUGCUCUGACCAGCGGAAAUGAAGCACACUUUGCUCCUCUGCUGGUCAGAGCUGGUCAAGCGGAGGAAUCCUCCAUAAGGCAAAGAGUCCCUACUUUGUCUUAUGAUUUUAAAGAAAACUAAAGAAGACAGGAAGAAAAGAAUAACAGAUCCUGAGAGAGGGGGAGAAGAGGAAGAGAUUGAGGAAAGGUAAGUUCGGCAUGACAGUGCCGCUUUAAAAGGUCAAAUUUCAGGGGAAAGAUCCAGGUGCUUUAACCAUUUCAAUAGGUUUUAGUGUUUGUGGUGUCUGGAGAGUCCCUUUAACAUUGUAACGGCUCUGCUAUGUUUGUAAUGAACACAGCACUUAGCAAAUUCCAUCUCUUUGAAACAUUCCGCUCACAGUAACAGAAAAGAACAAUGUUUUACAAAGUAAAUUAUGGGAGGUUAAAGGGACACUAUAGGCACCCAGACCACUUCAGCUCAUUGAAGUGGUCUGGGUGCAGUGCCCCUGUCCCCUUAACCCUGGGAUUGCAAUUAUUACAGUUAUUGAGAAACUGCAAUAAUUAACUUGCAGGGUUAACUCCGCUCCCUAUGGCGUAGAUCUAACAUGAUUGCGGCGAUCGCCGUGCAUAUGUGUUAAAAACCUCCGCCAGCUUACAUUGGCAAAGGAUGAGCGAAGGUGGUACCUGACCCAUCGCCGAGGAAUAUUUGUGCUGGAAUCAGGUGAGUGACAAGAGUGUUUUUAACUUUCAACACUGCGGAAUGGGGGCGCUAUAGGUUGUAUAGUGCUAGGAAUACAACUUUGUUUUCCUACCGUUAUAGUUUCCCUUUAAGGUACGGCUACAUAAGAUUCUCUAUUGUUUGAUGCUAUGCUGUAACUAGAAAACGCAAUACUACUCUGUUUCUGUAUUAGGACUUGGCGAUAUUAUAGGUAGUGUAUUUGAUGGAUUCCAAAUAUUUACUGGAAGAUGCUGUAUUAUUACUUAGAUGGGAGAUAAGGAAAUACGCUAUAGAACAAUCUCACAGCUUAACAUAAUUAUAUCUGUUUUUUUAUAUUCUGUUGUCACAGGCAAAUCGAAACUGCAAUGGGGACAAUCAGUAUUACAAUCCAAAAGCCAAGAAGUGUUGCGACAGAUGUGCCCCAGGUAACAUGAUAUUAUAUACUUAACACAAUACACACUGUUGAUCUUUAUAGUUAAUGCCUUAAAAAAAACAAAUACAAAAACAAAAAUGUAUAUUAAUUUUAAAAAAAUACUGCCAUCUGACAACCUUGCAUUUGCAGCAAAUCCCCAAGCUGUGCUGCUUCCACAGUAAAAUUUGCACAGAAAAAGAAUUGACUCAGCCAAUCACAAUCCUCAAUAAAAAUCCAAAAGGUGCAGGUGUGCAAAGUUGUUUAGAAAAUAGAAACCAGAGAAAUAUACUUGAACAGAUAAUAUGUGAGGUAUACCAAUAUAUACACACACAAGUAUAUGCAGAAAUAAAAACAAGAUCAGUGGGCAGUUGAAGCAUGCAUAAAACACCAAGUGGUCUGGUAAAAUAUAUACAAUAUAAUGUAUUCAGCAAAUUUAUACUUGUACUUUUACUUGUAUACAGGAACAGCUUAAUUUAGAAUACAUAAGAGCAAGAACCUAGUGCAAUAUUGUAAAAGAGUAUUUUGUAGAGUAUAUGUAAAAGUAGUAAACUCACAAUUGUGGAGUUGUUAAAGUACCACUCCAAACUACCAGGCUCUGUGAGGAUCAGACACUGGAGAACGUAGGAUCUAAGUGCAUGGUUGAAGUAUACAAAAUAUUCCUUUAAUUGCCAACUAAACAAAUAUAUCAAUAAAAAAAAUAAUAAAAAGUGGUGUAGUUGUAGAUCAAGUAUAGUCCUGCAUGUCACAAUCCUCAUUUUAAUCUAUAUAGCCGUGCAAAUCAUACUUCAUAAACUGUGCUUUUGGGGCACAACAAGGUAUACGGUAAUAUUACCAUUGCUAUAUAGCUCCAAUAUAAUCUUCUGAAAGGGAGAACUUAAUUAUUUUAAAAUAAUAUUACAUUUAAAAAAAAAAAAGAACACACCGAGUAUAACUAACUGUAAGCUAGCCUACACAUUCUGCCAAAUAUGUGUGAAAACCUCAGGUACACUGCAAUGCAAGGUUAACACAAUACAGAUCAUUGCCUGAAUAAGGGCAUUAUGUAUCCCCAUGGAGCAAGCAUAGCUUAAGUGGAAUGGGGUCCUUGACAGGGCUACAAGGUGGGCUUAGGUGGGGAUGGCAGGGAUUGGUUGGUUAGGAUGGGGGCAGGCCUAGUAUAUAUAGAGUGGCCAUCUUAAUUUUGCUACAACCAAUCUACUCACCAGUCUGGGUUGAUUGGUCACAGCAGCGAGGUUGUUGAGGGGAAGAAAAGGGAGAAACAUGGUCUAUGGUCAGAAAAUUAAGAAGAGUUAACAAAGUUGGUUGAUUGGUUAAAAUUGGUUGGUUACAAUGUUGGUGUAAUGUUGGUGGGUUUCAAGCCUGUCGGUGGCUCGAAACCUUGGAGGUGUAGGAGUAUCCAGGUAUACCCUGUCCAGAAGGCGGUUAAUCAUUAUGUUGCACUUUAUUUAUGUAUAUAUUUAUGUGUUGUUACACCGUUAUGCAAAUGUUUACUAUAUGGAUCAUUGCCUCUAUUUAUGACAUAUGGGAUAUGUCUUGUGAUGUAAGGGGUGGAGGGUUGGGGCAAUGAAUCUACAAGUUUUCAGCUGAUAUUUUGUAAAAGGUUAUUAUACAUAUAUGAUGGAUUCAAUAAAGCUGUGGACAUAUUGACCCAUACCUCAGAGUGUCUGUGUUUAACUGGUAACAGUGGUGGGUAUGGGAGCUUUGUGGUAAUCACCAUCUGCCCACAUGGCGACUAUACACCGGUCAUGUGUGGCUGCCCUCGUUAAUUCUAAGCACCAGCUGUACAAUGAUUGGAGGAGAGAAGAAAAUCAGAAAAUCUGUGCAGUGAUUAGAGAAAAUCAUGCCAUUAUUUACAGAGACAACAGUUACGGUCACAAAUCUGAGGAAGGAACCUGUGCUAGGGUUGAAGGUGUAGAGCAAGUUGAGACCUAGCUAGAGAUUGGAGAAGAGAACUAAGCAGAAAAAGCACUGGAGAAUGGAGGGGAAGAGAAAGCAGAAAUAACUCCAAAGACUGGAAGAGAGAACGCAAAGACAGCAUUGGGGAUUGGAGGAGAGGAGAAGGCAGAGACAGCACUGGAGAUUGGAAUAGAGGAGAACGCAGAGACAGAACUGGAGGUGGAGGAGAGAACACAUAGACAGCAUUAGAGACUGGAGGAGAGAAUUCAGAUAAAGCACUGGAGAUUGGAGGAAAGGAGAAAACAGAGAAAGUUAUGUCGCGAUUGUAGUCGAACGCAAAGAAUGUUGAGUGGGUAUUGGAAUAAAUAAAGUAGAGAAAACUUUGUAGGGAUGGAAGAAGGUACAGAAACUGUGCAGUGAUUGUGAAGCUGUUUAGUAGUUGCGGGAAGAAUAUGUAAUCGAAAACCCAUGCAGUUAUUGAGAUCAGUGUGGUUAGUUGAGGUUUAUAUUUUUUGACUGGAAAGAGAGGCCUUGUCCUAAGAGAAUUCAAUAUGACUCAUUAAAACUGAUAUUUAUUACUUUUGUACCUCUUCUCUUUUUUACACACAGGAUUUUACUGACUUACCAGCAGGUUAAUUAGCAGUCGAUGUGAGCACAGAUCUAUGGUAUAAUCUACUAUUAAAGGACCACUCUAGGCACCCAGACCUCUUCAGCUUAAUGAAGUGGUCUGGGUGCCAGGUCCAGCUAGGGUUAACCCAUUCAGAGAAACUGCUAUGUUUAUGAAUGGGUUAAGCCUUCCCCUAUUUCCUCUAGUGGCUGUCUCAUUGACAGCCACUAGAGGCGCUUGCGUGCUUCUCACUGUGAUUUUGUAAAUGCUUUCCUAUGCGACGGGCUGAAUGCGCGCGCAGCUCUUGCCGCGCGUGCGCAUUCAGCCCAGGAGGAGGAACGGAGGAGGAGAGGAGGCAGAGAGCUCCCCGCCCAGCGCUGGAAAAAGGUAAGUGAUUAAAGUUCAAUUUAGAGAUUGAGAUACAAUUAUUUAAGGUAAAUUACAUCUGUUUGAAAGUGAAACCAGUUUUUUUUUCAUGCAGGCUCUGUCAAUCACAGCCAGGGGAGGUGUGGCUAGGGCUGCAUAAACAGAAACAAAGUGAUUUAACUCCUAAAUGGCAGUGAAUUGGGCAGUGAACUUGCAGGGGAAUGAUCGAUACACUAAAACUGCUUUAUUUAGCUAAAGUAAUUUAGGUGACUAUAGUGUUCCUUUAACCCCUUAAGGACACAUGACGGAUAUAUUCCAUCAUGAUUCCCUUUUAUUUCAGAAGUUGUGUCCUUAAGGGGUUAAUAUAGUUGUUCUGGUAAGUAUAGUCAGUCCAUGCAGGAAUUUAAUGUAAAUACUGUGUUUUCAAAGAAAAUGCAGUGUUUACAUUACAGCUUAGGCAUACCUCCAGUGGCCACUCAUCAGAUGGCUACUAGAGGUGCUUCCUGUGGCAGUGCUGCACAGUGUGACUGACAUUCAGUGUCUGAAUGCUCUGCAUGGAGACACUGAACUUUUCUUCAUAGAAAUGCAUUGAUUCAAUGCAUUGAUUCAAUGCAUCCCUAUGAGGAGAUGCUGAUUGGCCAAGGUGGCAUUUGACUCCACACCCGUCCAGCCUCCUUGGGAAAGUAUUGUGUUUGGCUGAGAUCAUCACUUCUGAUGAUGUCAUCCAAAGAGGCGGAUUAGGGGCAGGAUCCGCACUAGCAGACUGGAAUAAAGGUAAGAUUUUACUAUAUUUAGGGGGCAAGGGAGAUCAGAAUCCAAGAGAGUAUAAUAAUUAUAGAAAUCCCUUGUAGUGAUAUAGCUGUCCCCUCCACACAAGAGACAAGACUCAAGUUGAGGUUGAAGAGGAACUAAAUUUUAAUGGUGCCACAGUGGCCUUUUAUACAAGUCCCCAAGCAAGGUGUCCGCCCAUAUGGACCUUGGGGACAGGGACGCAAAGCUUACAAACCAAUAAGAACAGUUAUUAAAUGUACGACACUCCCACAACAAACAUACAAUCCCUCCCCUCUGCCUGUGAGAUAAUUGGAUCAGAUACUGUAUUAACCCAAUUAUCUACAGGCAGAAAAAACACAUAUUUUACAAAACCCGAAAGUACCCCAAAACACAACAUAUUCCCAUACAUCUUACAUCCCCUGAUAGCCCUGAUCUGGGUGACCAACAUAUCCAAAAAUCACCCAGGUCAGAUCAGGGGUUCAGAAAUGUUAUGGAAGUCAUAAUUUUGCCCAGGCUCAGGCAUGGUCCCAUGCCCAAAACAGUUCCAUAGAAUCGCAACGAAGUUCCGCUGGAGGAACGACCAGGAACCGCAAGGUUUUCAGGCCGAAAAUAGUUCCAGGGCAUUCGCGGCUAAGUCCCUCUGAAGUCUAUUUGUGGUUUUGGUCCAUGCGAACAAGAUGGCCGCCACCACGUGUUCGAAUGUGGGAUGGCGGCCACUUCUACUGUUUGGGAGCUUGAAGGGCCACUUUGAAAGUUCGAACUGUGGCCAUAAAAAUCCAAAAAGGCACAGACCGUGAUUUAAACCAACUUUUAUCACAUGGGACAUAGUCACAGGGUAGGAGGCUGGCAAACAAGCCCCUCCAAAAAACAGUGACGAGGUUACUUUCGCCACACUAUGUGUUGAGUGAAGGUAUGAAGAAGUCUAAAAUGUGAAUUAAUUGUUGGAUAUGGAGAGUUAUUUAGAAUGCUUUUUAUUGAAUGUGCAGGAAUUCUAGAAUUUUUUGAAUGUGCUAUAUUUAGUGCAUGUCGGGCUAGUUUAGCCAGACAGAAAGCCUAAAACAUUGUUGUGUUGGGUGGAUUUUGGAAGGAAUCCCAGAAUGUCCUGUUGCCUCGAGCUGUGAUAGAAUUAGUGGAUGUUUUGUUCUGUGUAGAGUAGGGAAGUCAGUAUAGAAUGCUGUGUGGUGAGUAAGGGAGGGCAGGAAGCUUAGAAUCUUCUGAACUAUGUCAUAGAGUGUUCUUCAGUUGGUAACUCUUCACCUAGAUGUCUACAUGCUUGGCCUUUGUGUAUUAUCUAAACUACUUUCAAUUUGCUUACCACUGGCUGAAACAAACUGGCCUAUUAUUUUUAUUAGUGUAAAGAGAUAUUAGGAGGUGCUGCACUCUUCAACAACUAAUAGGUAGAGAUGAAAUUAAAUUGCACAGGUUGGCAAUUUAUUUAUUUCUUUCCCACCAAUGUUUGAUAUGUUUCAAAACUCAAAAUAAUUCAUCUAAGCAAAUAUUUUCAACUAGCGACAGAUAAACUGCGAAGUAAUGGACCACCCAAGCUCACAGACUGGUGUCGCCAAAGACUGAAGUGCAUAGUUUGUACACCUUGAUUCUUCAAACAGGCUGUGAACACAACACAAGUCUUAGAACUGUUUGUCAAGAGUUUCACGACAAAGCGAUCUAACAUAAACCUAAUAUUACUACAAGUAAAAUGUAUUGCCCUUGGACUCUGAAGCAGUGGAAAUUUGUUUCCUAAAGAGAUGAAUCAUACAUAACCAUCUGCCAGUCAGAAUAUGUUGUCUACCUGAAUGCAUGUGGACAACUGUAAAGAUCUGUGGUGGAAGAAUAGUCUGUGGCUCUUUUAGAAGCAAAAGUGGACCUACUCCAUAUUAAUGCAUGUUUUUUGAAUGGGGUGUUUGAUCAGUAGAUGUCCACUUUUUGUUGGCCAAGUAGUAUAUUUACUUACACCUAAUUAGUAAAACAAAGAAAAAAAAUCCCAAAUUGGAUCUGUUAAAAGUAAAACAUGUUGGACAAAAUUUCUCAGGUUUCCCUAAGUAACACUACAAGUCAAUUCCAAGCUAAACCUCAAAUUAUCUUUAAAUCACAGUUAUGGCAAACUAAUGUUAUUCUAUUACAACAAAUUAAGAUGAUGUAAAACCACGGAUUUCCUCCUCCUACUUUGCCUUCCUCAAUGUACAUGGUGCUGAGUAUUUGAAGAUUAAAAACAAGUGACUACCUAGACAAUGAGGAAACAAGAGAAUCAUCUUAGAUCCAGAAAAAUUAUUAUGGCUGGGUAAAGGUUUCUCAACAUUUGCACUCCUUUGAACAUUCCAUGGGUUGUGUAAUCAGAGUGACGAUAUUUAAACUAGUAGGUUUGGGUUGCCCUGUGUCAAACACCAGUUGCCUGGUUUAUGCUAAGGUUUUUGAGGUGACCUGGCCCAAAGUAAAUAUAGAAGAAUUGUCUCUUUCCCUGAUUUUUAGUAUUAUGUUGAUUCAUCCCCAAUUUUUAAGAAAUAUGUGUUUGUGAGAAAUAGUUAUCUCUAUCCUCCAGUGUCUCCCUUUUGGCUCAUGUGCAUCAUUGUCCGCUUAGAGAGAGCAUAGAAAGACAAGGAGAAACAGAUACAAUGGGAUACAUUUAUCAAAGUGAGAAAUGACAGUUCAAUUCUGUCAUAAUUUGAAAGUAUUUAUUAAAGUGUUCUAAAAGUGACAGAUUCACCAGUUGUAACAGAAAGUUUCCAUUGCAGGACACACCACCUAAUUUAGAGUGACUAAGACAAAACAAAAGUGAAACAGAAAAUUUUUUGUGUCAGGAAAAGUGACAUAAAGAUUGAUAAAUCUGUUGCUUCACUGAAGAAAUUGUGCAAAUGAAAAUAAAAUAUGUUCAGGGCACAAAAGAAGGGAAUAAAACAAAGACUUCAGAUUUAAGAAAUUGUGUCUAUCCUUCUCUGAAAAUUAGAUAUAAAUGUGUUGGCAAUAGUGAUGUCCCGAACGGUUCGCUGGCGAAUAGUUCCUGGCGAACAUCGCUUGUUCGCGUUCGCCACGGAUGCGAAUAUAUGCGCUGUUCGGUCCGCCCCCUAUUCGUCAUCAUUGAGUAAACUUUGACCCUGUACCUCACAGUCAGCAGACACAUUCCAGCCAAUCAGCAGCAGACCCUCCCUCCCAGACCCUCCCACCUCCUGGACAGCAUCCAUUUUACAUUCAUUGUGAAGCUGCAUUCUUAGUGAGAGGAGGGACAGUGUAGCUGCUGCUGAUUUGAUAGGGAAAUUGAUAGGCUAGUGUAUUCAGUGUCCACUACAGUCCUGAAGUAUUCAUCUGAUCUCUGCUGUAAGGACAGCACCCCAAAAAGCCCUUUUUAGGGCUAGAACAUCAGUCUGCUUUUUUUUCUGUGUAAUGUAAUUGCAGUUGCCUGCCUGCCAGCCUGUGUGUCAGGCUCACAGCAUAUACUGUGCCCACUUGCCCAGUGCCACCAUUCCCUCACAAUAGCUUGCAUUUAAAAAAAAAACAAACAAAACUUUUUUGACUGUAAUAUAAUAGCAGUCAGUUUCCUUCACGAGUGUGCGUUUCAGGGCCUGCCCAGUGCCACCACUCACUCACUGGUGUCCCAAAGCUUGCAUUUAAAAAAAACAAAACUUUUUUGACUGUAAUAUAAUAGCAGUCAGUUUCCUUCACGAGUGUGCGUUUCAGGGCCUGCUCAGUGCCACCACUCACUCACUGGUGUCACAAUAGCUUGCAUUUAAAAAAAACAAAAAACUUUUUGGACUGUAAUAUAAUAGCAGUCAGUUUCCUUCACAAGUGUGCAUUUCAGGGCCUGCCCAGUGCCACCACUCACUCACUGGUGUCACAAUAGCUUGCAUUUAAAAAAAACAAAACUUUUUGGACUGUAAUAUAAUAGCAGUCAGUUUCCUUCACGAGUGUGCGUUUCAGGGCCUGCCCAGUGCCACCACUCACUCACUGGUGUCCCAAUAGCUUGCAUUUUAAAAAAACAAACAAUUUUGGACUGUAAUAUAAUAUCAGUCAGUUUCCUUCACGAGUGUGCGUUUCAGGGCCUGCCCAGUGCCACCACUCACUCACUGGUGUCCUAAUAGCUUGCAUUUAAAAAAAACAAAACUUUUUGGACUGUAAUAUAAUAGCAGUCAGUUUCCUUCAUGAGUGUGCGUUUCAGGGCCUGCCCAGUGCCACCACUCACUCACUGGUGUCCCAAUAGCUUGCAUUAAAAAAAAAAAAACUUUUUGGACUGUAAUAUAAUAGCAGUCAGUUUCCUUCACGAGUGUGCGUUUCAGGGCCUGCCCAGUGCCACCACUCACUCACUGGUGUCCCAAUAGUUUGCAUUUAAAAAAAACAAAACUUUUUGGACUGUAAUAUAAUAGCAGUCAGUUUCCUUCACGCGUGUGCGUUUCAGGGCCUGCCCAGUGCCACCACUCACUCACUGGUGUCUCAAUAGCUUGCAUUUAAAAAAAAAAAAAACGUUUUUGACUGUAAAAUAAUAGCAGUCAGUUUCCUUCACGAGUGUGCAUUUCAGGGCCUGCCCAGUGCCACCACUCACUCACUGGUGUCCCAAUAGCCUGCAUUUAAAAAAAACAAAACUUUUUGGACUGUAAUAUAAUAGUAGUCAGUUUCCUUCACGCGUGUGCGUUUCAGGGCCUGCCAGGGCACAGUGUCACACCAGUGCAACUCAUAUCUGGUGUAACAGUAGUGUACAUUUUAAAAAAAAAUACAAUUUUGACUGUAAUAGAUUGAAUAGCAGUUAGUUGUCUGCCAGCGUGUGUGUCAGGCUCACAGCGUAUACUGUGCCCACUUGCCCAGUGCCACCACUCAUAUCCGGUGUCACAAUAGCUUGCAUUUAACAAAAAAAAACUUUUUGGACUGUAAUAUAAAAGUAGUCAGUUUCCUUCACACGUGUGCAUUUCAGGGCCUGCCAGGGCACAGUGUCACACCAGUGCAACUCAUAUCUGGUGUAACAGUAGUGUACAUUUAAAAAAAAAAAAAAAUUUUUUUUGACUUUAAUAGAUUGAAUAGCAGUUAGAUGUCUGCAAGCGUGUGUGUCAGGCCUACAGCGUCUACUCUGCCAACUUCUGCCACUGCACAGUGCCACUCAUAUGUGUUGUCACAGUAGCUUGCACGCAUAGUACCACUAAUCGAAAAAAAAAUGACAGGCAGAGGCAGGCCACCCCGCAGGGGCCGUAGUGGUCGUGGUGCUGUGAUUCCCUUUGGCCCUAGAAUAAUGCCCAGUGUUCAGAGGCCACGUACCCUGAACUCGAAAAGUUCUGAGGACAUAGUUGACUGGCUAACACAGGACACCCAAUCUUCUACAGCUUCCGCUCGGAACCUUGAUGCACCAUCCUCCUCCAGCUUAGCUUCGGGCACCUCUCAAGUUACCACUCGCCCGCCUGCCGCCACCACCAACACUAGCACCACAGCAGCUUCACUUGGUAUGUCAGAGGAGUUAUUUACACAUCCGUUUGAAGAAAUGAGUGAUGAGCAACCAUUAUUGCCAGAGGAUGUAGAUAACAGGGAUAUGUCUCAGUCAGGCAGCAUUACACACAUGGACGUACAGUGUGAUGAUGAUGAUGUUGUACCCACUGCUGCUUCCUUUGCUGAGUUGUCAGAUACAAGUGAAGCGGUUGAUGAUGACGAUGCGUCCAUGGAUGUCACGCGGGUGCCCGCUCGUCAAGAAGAAGAACAGGGCGAAAGUUCAGAUGGGGAGACAGGGAGGAGGAGGAGACGAGUUGGAAGCAGGGGGAGGUCGUCGCAAGGAGCUAGUGGCACAGUCAGACAGCAUGCAUCGGCACCCGGGGUCAGCCAGACAGCACGCCAAUUAACGCAUGCUGUUGCCACCACCAGAAUGCCGUCAUUGCAGAGCUCAGCAGUGUGGCAUUUUUUUUGUGUGUCUGUCUCUGACAACAGCGAUGCCAUUUGCAACCUGUGCCAAAAGAAACUGAGUCGUGGGAAGUCCAACACCCACCUAGGUACAACUGCUUUGCGAAGGCACAUGAUCGCACAUCACAAACGCCUAUGGGAUCAACACAUGAGUACAAGCAGCACACAAACUCAAAGCCGCCAUCCUCCUCCUGGUCCAGCAUCUUCAGCCACGCUAACCACUGCUGUCCUCCUUGCCCCCUCUCAACCAUCCGCCCCUCCGUCUCUCGCCUUGAGCAGUUCCUGCUCAUCUGCCCACAGUCAGGUGUCUGUCAAGGACAUGUUUGAGAGUAAGAAGCCAAUGUCAGAAAGUCACCCCUUGCCCGGCGUCUGACAGCUGGCUUGUCUGUACUAUUAGCCCGCCAGCUUUUACCAUACAAGCUGGUGGAGUCUGAGGCGUUCAAAAAAUUUGUAGUUAUUGGGACACCGCAGUGGAAGGUACCCGGCCGAAAUUACUUUUCGCAAAAGGCAAUCCCCAACCUGUACUCAAUUGUGCAAAAGGAAGUAAUAGCAUCUCUGGCACACAGUGUUGGGGCAAGGGUCCAUUUGACCACUGAUACCUGGUCUGCAAAGCAUGGUCAGGGCAGGUAUAUCACCUACACCGCGCAUUGGGUAAACCUGCUGACUGCUGCCAAGCAUGGAAUGCAUGGCUCUGCAGAGGAGUUGGUGACACCGCCACGACUUGCAGGCAGUCCUGCUGCCACCUCCUCUACUCCUCCUACUCCAUCCUCUUCCAUAACCUCCUCGGCUGAGUCCUCUUCUGCUGCUCCGUCUUGCUCCACAUCAACGGCACCCCCCCAGCUCCCCAGGUACUAUUCCACAUCCCGGAUACAGCAGUGUCACGCCGUCUUGGGGUUGACUUGCCUGAAAGCAGAGAGUCACACCAGACCAGCACUCCUGUCCACCCUGAACGCACAGGUGGAUCAGUGGCUGACUCCGCACCAACUGGAGAUCGGCAAAGUGGUUUGUGACAACGGAAGAAAUUUGUUGGCGGCAUUGCAUUUGGGCAAGUUAACACAUGUGCCGUGCAUGACACAUGUGUGUAAUCUGAUCGUACAACGCUUUGUGCAUAAGUACCCAGGCUUACAGGACGUCCUGAAGCAGGCCAGGAAGGUGUGUGGCCAUUUCAGGCGUUCCUACACGGCCAUGGCGCACUUUUCAGAUAUCCAGCCACGAAAAAACAUGCCAGUGAGGCACUUGAUUUGCGACAGCCCGACAUGUUGGAAUUCAACACUCAUAAUGUUCGACCGCCUGCUUCAACAAGAAAAAGCCGUUAACGAUUAUUUGUAUGACCGGGGUGCUAGGACAGCCUCUGCGGAGCUGGGAAUUUUUUUGCCACGUUACUGGACGCUCAUGCGUCCUUUUGAGGAGCUGACAAACCUAGUCAGUCGCACAGAAGGCACCAUCAGCGACAUCAUACCAUUUGUUUUCUUCCUGGAGCGUGCCCUGUGAAGAGUGCUGGAUCAGGCCGUAGAUGAGCGUGAAGAGGAAGAGUUGUGGUCACCAUCACCACCAGAAACAGCCUUAUCAGCAUCGCUUGCUGGACCUGCGGCAACGCUGGAAGAGGUUUGUGAGGAAGAGGAGUCAGAGGAGGAAUGUGGCUUUGAGGAGGAGGAGGAAGACCAACCACAACAGGCAUCCCAGGGUGCUCGUUGUCAGGCAGAAGGAGAACGACCUGUACUGGGUGUCCACGCUACUAGACCCCCGGUAUAAGCAGAAAGUGCCUGAAAUGUUACCGAAUUACAGCAAGUCGGAAAGGAUGCAGCAGUUCCAAAAUCAAUUAAAAAGUAUGCUUUACACAGCGUAUAAGGGUGAUGUCACAGCACAACGGGAAUCUAACAGGGGAAGAGGUGAAAGUAAUCCUCCUCCUCCCACGACCACGCCGGCAAGGACAGGAUGCUUUACAGACGUGUUGUUGAUGGAGGACAUGCAGAGCUUUUUAAGUCCUACACAUCGCCACAGCCCUUCGGGGUCCACCCUCAGAGAAUGACUCGACUGACAGGUAGCAGACUACCUCGCCUUAACUGCAGAUAUCGACACUCUGAGGAGCGAUGAACCCCUUGACUACUGGGUGUGCAGGCUUGACCUCUGGCCUGACAGUGGGCAAUACAUUCGACUAAAAAAGGCCUGAUGAGGGGGACGUAACAGGGUGUCGCGGCUGCUGGCCCGCCACCUGUCAUGCUGCCAUACUGUUAAUAAGGCAAUACAUCUUCAACCCAGGUGGAAAUCUUUAUGGAACCAAAUAAAUGCUCAUAAUGUUCUCUAGAGCUAGAGCCGCCACCUGAUAUUUAAAUCCCUAGCUCACCCCAGUACCUUGCUCUGUCGUGGUUUCCUGUUCCUGGUUUCCUGAGAGUGCUUUAUCAUUGUAAAUCUGAUUUCCUGGUAUCCUGAUCUUGGCUUUUCCCUGGUUAUUCUGAAUUCUGGUUUCCCUGACUUGGCUUGUGUAAAUGGUAUUGUGUAUUUUCUGACUUCCUUGACCUCGGCUUUCCCUUUGACCAUUCUCUGUCUCUAGCGUAUUAGUCUGGCCAUUCUAAGGUCCAGUUUACGCUCUGUCCUUUUAUUUUCCUUUUCUUGCCUAUGUAUAUGUUUACAUAGUUUCUGCGUGCUGGACCACACUAGUAGUCGUGACAUUGGGAUUAAACUGAUAAGAAUAGUACUACUUAACACACCACUCCUAUCUGGUGGCACAUUAGAUUGCACGCGCAGUGCCCCAAAUUUGAAGAAGGAGGACCGACCAAGCAUCUUUUUCCAUCUCCCGGUUCCUAAAAUCGAUGCCAUAUACACGUCCCCUGAUAGGGGACGUAACAGGGAUUAAACUGAUAAGAAUAGUACUACUUUACACACCACUCCUAUCUGGUGGCACAUUAGAUUGCACGCGCAGUGCCCCAAAUUUGAAGUAGGAGGACCGACCAAGCAUCUUUUUUCAUCUGCCGGUUCCUAAAAUCGAUGCCAUAUACACGUCCCCUGAUAGGGGACAUAAAAGGGAUUAAACUGAUAGGAAUAGUACUACUUAACACACCUUAUAAUAACGCAGAGAGAGGCAACGCAGAGAGAGGAGUCUGAAGAAGAGAAGUCAGAGGAGGAAGGUGUCUUUGAGGAGGUGGAAGACCAAACACAGCAGGCGUACAUGGCUCGGUGGAGGAAGAGACCUUCAAUGAUAUCAGUGAGGACAAGGAACGGGACAUGGCUAGCUUGGUAUCCAACCUUGUGCAAAUGGGGAGUUUGCGGUUGUGUAAAUGGACUGUUUGCGGUUGUUUGCGGUGCGUUAAACGGGGAGUUUGGUCUGUCACUGUGAAGACUUUACCCUUACACUACCUGAUCGAUACAACAUCAUACCUGAUGUUUUAAAGCACGUUAUUCCAAACUAUUUAGGAAUGUUAGGUGAUUUAUGCCCUUUAUGGAUUAAAACCAGACUCUGCAUCAACUAUGUAAUUUUCCAUGGGAGUUUUGCCAUGGAUCCCCCUCCGGCAUGCCACAGUCCAGGUGUUAGUCCCCUUGAAACAACUUUUCCAUCAAUAUUGUGGCCAGAAAGAGUCCCUGUAGGUUUUAAAAUUCGCCUGCCUAUUGAAGUCUAUGGCGGUUCACCCGGUUCGCCCAUUCGCGAACAUUUGCGGAAGAUCUCGUUCGCCGUUCGCGAACUGAAAAUUUUAUGUUCGCGACAUCACUAGUUGGCAACACUUUGUUAAAAACCCAUCAUUGUUUGUGUCUGUGCUCCUCCAAUGCAAUGUGUGCCUCGACUGAUCUAGUUUGUGAUGUGUCAAUUGCUAAAACUUUAAAUCUAUAAAGUUUUAGACAAAAUAUGUGAUUUUAAAUAUUUUAUUUGUAAUUUCCAGAGAAGUGAGAGAUAGUUCCCUGUUAAGGAGUUGAGAUGCCCUAGCAAUGUUAAAAAAGACCCUCAAUUUCUGCCUAUGGAAAACAGAUCAGAGAAAGCAAAAUUAUUUCAGGAUACCAUAACACUUACAGUUUUUGUCAGUUUUAUUACAGGAAAGCUAAACAAAAUCAAGAGCAAACAGCAGGAACCUCUAUACCGUUAGCACUUAACAUCAUUGAUAAAUAAAAUGGCUGGUUUAACUAUCUUUUUUUUUAAACCCACAGGCAAAUAUGUAAAGCGAGAAUGUGACUCUACUACACCAACACAAUGUGAAAACUGUCCUUCUGGAUCAUACACCAAAAAGUGGAACUAUGUCGAAAAAUGUAGUAUGUGCCGGCCAUGUGGUAAGACAGACCUCUGACACUUAGUCGAUUGUAUUACUUGACCACACAAUAAAAUAUUACGGCUCUAGCUCUAGAGAACAUUAUGAGCAUUUAUUUGGUUCCAUAAAGAUUUCCACCUGGGUUGAAGAUGUAUUGCCUUAUUAACAGUAUGGCAGCAUGAGUUAUUCUUAUCGUUUAAUCAAGCAUUUCAUUUCAGAUUGGGAGGGUUUGAUUUAGUUGUUGACUUGUGUCUGAAAAGUAACUUUGUUCGUGCACAUUGAAUGUAGUCACUGUAUAGUAUUAUGAAACAUCUUAAAACCACACCAGACAAGUUACAUAACAAUCAGAAAAAUGUGUGCUUAAUUGUUCUCUUUAAAUAUAUUUAUUAGUGACGUUAGAUUGUUCCUUUUUUUACUAUUUGAUUAUUGUCCCUUCCCCCCCACCCCCGUCUCAUGUGGCUGUAUCAAAAUAGAAGAAAACCGACUGUCUUUUAAGAGUCAUUACUUAUAAUGAUUGUGACAAAAGCACUUUCGCCACUGGGUUUUUUGGAGAGGCCUGCUUGCCAGCCUCCUACCCUGUGACUAUGGGACCUGCAAUAUACCUGAUAUAUGAUCUUUAAAAGGCUUUAUGUGAUGUAUGUGCUUUUGUACUCCAUAAAGAGAGACUGACCGUUGGCCCUAAUUCCCUGGAACUGUUUUGGGCAUAAGUACCAUGUACGCUAUCAGUCAAAACAAUGACUUCCAGGAAAUUCCAGAACCCCUGAACCGAUCUGGGUGAUUUUCGGAUAUGUUGUUCACCCAGAUCGGGGCUAUCGGGGGAUGUAACUUUUAUGGGGUUUUACAUGGUUCUAAGGUACUUUUUGGGGAUUUCAUUAAAAUGUAUGUUUUUUUUCUGUGGAUUUUGUAAGUACAGUUCCUGAUUCAAUUAUCUCCCAAGCACAGAGUAGGGAUUGUAUUGUUUGUGUAUGGGAGUGUCAGACAUUGUUACACUGUUUUUAUUGGUCUGUGCAUUCUGUAAUCCUGUCCCCAUCAGGUCCAGGGGGUGUUCCUAUGUAUGAGGAUUGUGUAUAAAAGCCAGUGUGUGAACCAUUAAAGCUAACGUCUUACCCCUUCAUGAAGUUUUGGCUCAUGUUUGGGGGGCUGGAGAAUUACGUUCACACUCAGGGGAUUGCUAUAUCCCAAUACUCCCCUGAGUAUAAUCAUUAGAUCUUCUAAAAGCUGUUCCUGCUACGCUCUCUGGACUAAGGAGAGGUUCACCCACUGGAAGCUGGAGCCUAGUCAUAGGUCCAGAGUGGGUGGAGGACGGCCAAAUCCCAACCAAGCUGUGGCGGUUCGUGGGGUCUCUGUUAUGGUGUUCCAGGGAAGUGCUUAUGGUACUCAUCAGUACUAGGAAGCAGAGAUUGAUGGGGGUACCCAGUCGGGGUGCAGGCGGUCCGUCACAAUGAUCUUGGUCCAAAGACUGACCUCUUGCACUUAGUCCACCGUAUCUCUUAAAACACUAAUAUUGUUUAGUCCAAUGUCAGUGUUCUGCUCUCUGCAAUGACACUGAAAGUCUCAAUUGUACUGGUGUAGGUUGUCUAUUAAGACCUUACAUCUGGCCUCACUAGGCGUAUCAUUGAUAUCAUUAAAAUAACUUUUUUUAGAAGCCUUUGAAACAAGGAUGCCCUUUAGUGAACACUCUGGUUUCUGUGAUUUCCUACGGAACUCCCAUACCCAGACAGAGCCAUAUACUAACUGAUGUUUCAGCAAAGUUACUCCAGGUAUUAGCAAUUAUGGUGUAACUUUGUUUGAAACCACAAAAUGGUCCCCCUGGCUCCAGUAAAUUGAGCUGAAUGUUUCCAGCCCUUAUUACCAGAUAUAACCUAGUUCCCUCCAGUUUUUAGCUCAUGCUAUCACCCUUCCUCCAAUUCUUCCAGUUUUCUGCCUGUUAUUAUCCUUGUUUUAAUACUCCCCAGUUUUUUGUCCAUGUUAAUAUCCUUUCUCCAAUCCUCACCAGAUUUUAGUCCCGUUAUAAUCCUUCCUCCAGUUCUCUCCAGUGUCUGGUCCAUGUUAUCAGUUAUCAGCAGUUAUCCCCACUUCUCUUGCAUGUGUUUAUCCCACACUCCCUGCCCAUGUUAUCCUCCUUCUCCCUGUUCUCCCCACUUUUCAGCCCACAUUUUAUCCUUUCUUGGCUUCUUCUCAUUGACUUGUCUCCUCCUCUAUAUCAUCCUACAGGAUUAGAUUUUAUAGUAAAGGUGAACUGCUCGGCCACCCAGGAAACAGUCUGUGAAUGUCAAGAAGGGUUUGAGUGUCAUUAUAGGAGCAAGCAGGGGUGCAUGGCUUGUCUCCCUUCUCCCAUCUCACCUCUGCCACUGACAGAAAAAACCACAGGUAAAUGAGGGUUCCACUUCUCUUGCUUGUGUUUAAGAACGUUAAACAUUACUGAAUUUUAAUCCCUCAACCUUUCACUCUUUGCAACUCUUUAGGCCACUGGCUAUAGUUAGUGGUGUUAUUAUUGUAUACUUUUUUUUUUGUAAAGUAAGCCUAUCCGUCCCCUGUCAGAAAUUCACCCAACAAUCCUGCAUGUCUGCUGACUCGGACACCCAUUACCAACAACCCAUCUGUCCACCACCAAUAACCCAGCAUUUCUGCUCUCUCAGAUAUCCAUCUCCAACACUCUGCCUGUCUUCUCUCCCUUGAACAUAUAUCCACACCUUGUAUACCUGCUCUCUCAUUCAGAUGACUCUCACCAUUAAAGCUGUGUGCCUUCUCUCUCCCAGGUGUUCACCAGAUUCCAGGAUUACCACCGGAUAACUCGGUUUACAUUUCAGGUAGACUUCCUUGAUAUGUACAUAUCUAUAUAUUUCCUGUUUACAUGUUCUCUAUAACGAGGAUACAUAAUAACCUGCUUCCCAUUCCAAAGGCAGAGUACUGCCUGCACACAGUAUCUCAAAACAAGUGUGGUUGUUAAAUACUCAAUUUGGCUCACAGGCACUGUACUGCCUGCUACAACAAGGGGGCACAAUAAAUGUCAUUGUGGUUCACUACUUCUUUGCUGCCUAGUAUAACAUUGUAUCUCUAAGGCUUCUUUAUUGCCUCCUAUAACAGUGGUAGACAACUAGUCUGCAUUGGAGCUUAUAGGCCUUUUAUUGUCUGUUAGAGCAAGGAUACCCAAUAUACUACUCCCAUACCCAUAGGACCGUUACUGCACGUUAUAACAAGGGCACGCAUCACAGUGGCCUAUAAACCAUCUCUUAUCUAUUGAAAGUAAGCAAUAUACUGACUCUGAAUUCAUAGGUAUUGUUCUGCCUCCUGACCCAUAGGCCAUUUACUGUCUGUAAGACUAACUGUGAAUGUUUGGUUCUUACUGUGUCCCAAGCCAUAGAUCGCUCAGUUCCCACUAUAAUCAUAGUGCAUGUUAUACUGUGUCCAAGCCUACAUCUACUAUUCUGCCUUUUAUAAAGAAGGUUUAAUGUAGUAUAUUAUUUUGCACUAAUUCAGCCUCUCACUUCCUUCUAUUAUGACUGUUGACAAUAACCAGCCGCCUGGCCUAUAAGCCAUUCUUUUAAUUCUGUAACGAGUGUUGGAUAUCCGAUCAACCUUGGAAAUAUCUAUAAUGACUCCAGUAUAAACAGUUAGGGAUGUAUGAAUAUGCAGCAAUAUAAAAUAAAAUGUCUCCUGUUGGAAUUCUUUUGAGAACUGGGUUGUCAUCAACAAAAUGUUAGCUAUAAAUAAAUGUAACAAAUGUGUGAUACAUUGAUUCACUUCUGGGAAUGGGAGGACCAGGGCAGAUCUUUAUAAGAAACAUCAGAGCAGGAAACACUGGGCAGACAGGUCCAGCCACUUGCAAUAGGAAUAGGAACUUUGUAAAUGUUCUAGUUAAUAUUAAUAUUAAUAUAAUGCUUGAUGUAAUAUAAUGAUGUGUCAUGUGCAUCUCUAUUUGUAGUGGAUUCAGAACACUAUGAUGGUUAUAACCAUCUGUAGUUUUAUUAAAUAUUUUAGUUUGAAAUUUAAGUUUUUUGGGGGGAAAACCAUUUUCCAGUGUAUUCAGUGCAUUGAUGACUAUUAUGUAAUAUUAGUGUAGUUUAUCCUUAAAGGAACACUAUAGGUUCUGGAACAUGUAGUACAUUCUUACCUUAACUCCAGUCUGCUGCUAGUGGGUCUGACCCUGAUAUGCCUGCUUGGCUGACAUCAUCAGAAGUCUUGAUCAAAGCCAAUCACAAUGCUUUCUCAUAGGAAAUAAUUGCAUUGGCUGACACUGUCAAGGAAGCAGGUCAGGGGCAGAGCCAGCACAAGCCAAGCACAGCCCUGGCCAAUCAAUAUCUCCUCAUAGAGAUUAAUUGAAUCAAUGCAUCUCUAAGAGGAAAGUUCAGUGUCUCCAUGCAGAGGCUGGAGAUAUUGAAUCAGUCACACUGUGCAGUACUGCCCCAGGAAGCACCUCUGAGGAGUGGCCAGUGGAGUUAUCACUAGGCUGUAAUGUAAACACUGCAUUUUCUCUGAAAAGAAAGUGUUUGCAACAAAAAGCCUGAAGGGAAUGAUUAUAUUCACCAUAACAAAUACAAUAAGCUGUAAUUGUACAUGUUGUAAAACUGUUAAUUUUUUUAACCACGCUAAGCAGACUCCCUCUGAUUUUAGGCAGCCUAAGCAAGCAAAGCUGGAAUAGUUGAGUGAAAUUCAGCAGCUAUCAUCUUUCCUCAGUUCCUUGUUCUCAGUUCUGAGAAUAGCAAUUGCAGAAUUGUCCUGUGUCAGCUGCAAGUUCUUGGUUCCAAAUGCAUUCUGGGAUAUUGCAGUACUUAACUUCCUUAAAUCUACCCUCAGUGUAGUAGAUGUAUGAGUGGACCUGGAAACAUUUUAUUUAUUUUUUUACAACUGCUGUUAAUUUACUAUAAGAGGUGCACAUACUACUGAUUCCGGCCCAUAAAGAUUUUAACUUUAACAAAGUGGCAAACAAUAUUACAGGCUGGCCAAUCAACUGCUCACAGUGGAGGUCCCUGGUCCCAACAAUUCGCAGUUUCACUUAUUCAUUUUUGUAACAGCACUAUGAACAUUUAAAACCUAUCAAAAAGAACACAAUGUUAAACUGCAAUGCACAGUAAGGAAGAUCUUUCAAGUGAAAUCGUUGUUGACCACUAGUGAUGUCGCGAAGGCAGCUUCAACAUGGAUGCUGUCCAGGAGGUGGGAGGGUCUGGGAGGGAGGGUCUGCUGGAGAUUGGCCGGGAUGUGUCAGCUGACCGGAGCUUGCCGCGAACGGUUUGUGGCGAACCGCGGCGAGCCGUUCGCGGGAAGUUCGCGAACGGUUCGCGACAUCACUAUUGACCACACGAUAACCAUGCCAAUGCUGAGAUGUGUAAGCUUGCAGAAGAUGUUGGUCGAUGAUCCUGUCAGGUUUACUCAAUAGAGUUUAAGAAUGUUAUCAUUUACCAAUCCUAUACUGGCUGCCUGAGGAGUCGCUAGAAGUACAAAUAAAUGUGAAUAUUUAUAGUAGCCGGUAUCUAGGAGCCUCAGAUAAACACAUCUCAUUUCCACAUUUUAUCUGAUCAUACUCUCCCUCUUUUUUCAGGUUCCUUUAUCUUGAUUGUGACUUUAAUUCUGGUGGUCAUUCUUGGUCUAAUGGUUUUCUACAUGUGCAAAAAAUGUUUCCUAUUGAAAAAAAUAGGUAGGAAAUAUUACCGUGGCAUGCUAUUAAAUAUUAUCCUGAACAAGCAUUAAAUAUUAUCCUGACCUAGUAUUAAAUAUUAUCCUGAUCUAGUAUUAAAUAUCAUUAAAUAUUAUCCUGAUAUAGUUUUAACUAUUAUCCUGACAUAGUAUUAAAUAUUACUAAAUCAUUUCCUGACAUACUAUUAAAUAUUAUCCUGAUGUAGUAUUACAUAUUAUUAAAUAUUAUCCUGACCGAGUAUUAAAUAUUACUAAAUAUUAUCCUGAUCUACUAUUAAAUACCAUUAAAUAUUAUUCUGAUAUAAUAUUAAAUAUUAUCCUAACCUAGUAUUAAAUAUUAUUAAAUAUUAUCCUGAUCCUGUAUAGAAUAUCAUUAAAUAUUAUCCUGAUAUACUAUUAAAUAUCACCCUAACCUAGUAUUAAAUAUUAUUAAAUAUUAUCCUAACCUAGUAUUAAAUAUUAAAUAUUAUCCUGAUCCAGUAUUAAAUAUCAUUAAAUAGUAUCCUGAUAUACUAUUAAAUAUUAUCCUUACCUAGUAUUAAAUAUUAUCCUGACCUAGUAUUAAAUAUUAUUAAAUAUUAUCCUGAUAUACUAUUAAAUAUUAUCCUAACCUAGUAUUAAAUAUUACUAAAUAUUAUCCUGACAUAUUAAAGGACCACUACAGCAAAAAAGGGUUAAUCCUAGGUGGACCUGGCACCCAGACCACUUCAUUUAGCUGAAGUGGUCUGGGUGCCUUUGGUGGUCCUUUAAAACAACAAUAAAUUCACCCUAUUUGCCAUAAACCAAUGGUUAUCAUGGUCUUUACAAGGUCUGUGCAAUAGUAUUCCAAUACCAAAUUAAUGAAUGAGAGGACCAAAAGUCUUCAUAAAAUUGAAUAUAUAUAAAAACAGAAAGUCUUUAUGCAAACAAUUGCUUGUGUGAAUAAUCCUUAAAAAUUCAUCAGUAAUCCAGUCAUCCACAGUCUUAGCUUGUCUCAACCGUGCAGAUCAGUUGCCCAACUUCUCAAUAUCCCAUUUCAAAUAUUUUAAAUUAUGUAAUAUUUUUCAAUACCAUUCUCUUACAAAGGUUAUUUAGGCUAGGGUGGGUGGUCCUUUAUUACCCCUGAAGAAAAUCUUCCAGUUAAGUCACUAAUUAGAUUCAGCAUCUAUAAUUUUGUACUUUUUUCCACCAGCUUCUGGCAAAUUAUUAUAACCUAUCUGUAGUUAUAUUUUAUUUCUCCCAGUAAGUAGUGAAAAGUAAAAAAAAACUAGACCCGCCUCCAAUUCUUAUGAAAUAUGAAUAUAAUAUGUACGACAUUUAAGAGGCAAUUAAAAUUUUUACAAAAUCUUCUCUCUUUAUUGCAGCAAAAAUACUCAUAAAGAAGGUGAGUUUAUGUUUUUUUUUCUUUUGUUGUACACAGAUACACUUAUACUGUGCAUAUAUUCUUAACCCGCGUAUGUUUUACUGUACGUAGAGUACAAUACAAGAGGUGUUCCUGACAACGUGAGACUGGUCUUUACUAACUUGAACUUUCCUUAGUAUGGUUGUUAUUAUUAUUAUUAUUAUUAUAAGUUUCAACUGCUGAUUGAACGCACAAGAGGUGUUGAAUUCCAUAACUAAAUACCCUCUCUUGCAAUAUUUAAUGUAAUCCUUUUUUUUUUUUUUUAAGUUCUUUAUUUUUGAUUGACAAUAAGUAAUAACAGGAGAUGUUGACCGGGCUUGAGCACAAGCCGUGAAAAACAUUACAAGAAAUAUCAAUAUUGCGAUACUGAGUCACAUAAGAGAAUGCAAUUACGGAAUUAACACAGGAGACUCGGCAUACAAUGCAGUUUGGUAGGAUAGGUCUUCAUUUACAUGAUGUCAAGGUGUUUAUUUUUUAGUUGCGCGUUAUUAUGGUCGCAGAUGGUAUGCUAAGUGUUAGGUACAUGGUGGCAACUGGGGGUGGCGAACCCGAUGCUUCUGUAGGUUUGUAUGAUAGAUAUGGGGUGAUAGGGGGUGUUUGGCGAUGUAUUGAGACAGCUGCUUGACUUCUUACACUACUGGGGAUCUCCCUAUCUGAUGUAAUCCUUUUUUUGUGCACAGAAUGGAACAGGUUAUCAAAAUGAGAAAGGAACUAAUACCGUGGGAGGUAUGGGAAAUGGACACAAUACAAAUCCCUUCCUGCAACUAACAGUGAACGAGACAGCAGAUGGGAAGUACAUGGAUGUGGCACAGACUGUAACUAUCAUUGCACCUGAAAGAGAAACAGGCCAGUGUAUAGAUAGAAUUCCAGAGACUGUCUCUCAAGAAGAAGAAUUACUAAACCCCUUGCAGUGUACAGGUCAGUUUACAGAAAAUAAAAACGUGCUAAAGGGAACAGGAGAACACGUAAGGAGGUCUAUAUAUUCAAUAAUAACAAUGGCCUUGGAAAGUCAUUUCAGUCACAUAGAUUAAAGACAGUGUUGAUUCAAAGAUUAGGGUACCACAAUCUCAGUGAAAACCAAGUGCAUCAAAGACCUGAUUGGCAAAACCCAAUUUAGCAGAUAUUAGUAGAAAAUAGGUCCAGGCACUCAAGGAUUCUUCAAAAAGGCAGAUUUAUGGAAAACUGAAUGUGCAAUAUUUCGACCUACACAGUGGCUUUUGUGUAGAUCGAAAUGUUACACAUUCAAUUUUCAAUAAAACUGCCCUUUUGAAGAAAUCUUGAGUGCGUAGACCUACUCUCUAAUAACAUAGAUUAAAGGGACUUUCCACUGCCCAAAUUAAAACAUUUAAAGAAAUAAAAUUAAAAAUCACUGUUAACUAGAUAUACAACCAAUGAAAACAUGCUUCCCAUAUUUUCAUUGGGGUUAUUUCUGAAAACAGCUUUCAAUGUCAGCAAAUCUUUUAUCUGCAGUCUUUGCAAACACUUUCUUUCCCAGCCCAGACUUUCUGUGGCUGUCCAAUCACAGACUUCCCAGUGCAAUAAGAAGUAUUUGCAAGGCAAGUUCCGAGUAAUUGCUGCCUCUUGCAUUUAACUCCACUGAAAUUAAACAACCAGGAAGUAACAUCACAGGUUGGAUGAUUGACAGCCAGGGGGUUGUAACAAGGUUGAAAACCAAAUAAAUUUGAUUCAAGUAGGAUCAAAGAGAAGUGGAUCCAGACCCACUUGUUACAUUUGAACUGUCAGAGAAUUAUAUAGUAAACACAACUUUUCACAUUCUUAGUGCCAUUCUUUUGUAGAGAUUGCAAUUAGAGCACUGACCAGUUAACGGGACGUUAUAGUCAACAAAACAACUUUAGCUUAAUGAAGUAGUAAUGGUGUAUAGAUCAUGCCCCUGCCAUCUCGCUGCUCAGUUCUUUGCCAUUUAGGAGUUAAAUCACUAUGUUUAUGCAGCCCUAGUCACACCUCCCUGCAUGUGACUUUCACUGCCUACCUAAACACUUCCUGUAAAGAGCCAUCUAAUGUUUACUCUUCCUUUAUUGCAAAUCCUGUUUAAUUGAGAAUUACUUAUCUCCUGCUAUGUUAAUAGCUUGCAAAAUCCUGCAGGAGUCUUCUGUAUGUAAUCACAGUUCAAUUUACAGAGCAGGAGAUAAAAACUGUUAAAGUAAGUUAACAUCAGAUUGAAAAUCAAACCAUUUUGUUUUCAUGCAAUCUGUGUCAGUCACAGUCAGGUGUGGCUGGGGCUGCUUAAACAGAAACAAACUGAUUUAACUCCAAAACGGCAGAGAAUAGAGCAGUGAAACGUAAAAGGGAUGAUCUAUACACCAAAACUUUGAUAAAAAUUGGUAAAUACGUACCAGGAAUGACUAUAUAACUGUAACUCAGUGCAUAAGCAGGUUGUUCCCUCCAUACACAGUGAUUUUUCAUCACUGUUACUAUAAUUAGCAAUAAUAUACAGUUUCAGAUGGGAAGCAGCUUCCUUUCACGGAAUCGCUAAUUAAUCUGCUGUUUCCUGGACAGUCUAGUUUCAUUGUUCUUUAUUCUAAUUUUAUUCAACUUAAAACAUCCCAGGGAGAGAUCAUAAAAAAUAAGGAUAAAUCAAUAAACAGAAUUAUUUACUAAAGUGAGAAUUGUCGGGAAUUGAAAGUUAGUUCAAAGUGAAGUUUAAUACAAAAAUAGCCAAACCGGUCAGUGCUGCGGCGCUUUAACAGCGUGACUGGAUCCCCCCUGUGAUGAGGUAAGAACUGGGAGGAAUGAGAGGGGCUGGGUGCCUGAAGUUUACACAUGGGGGAGUAAGACAUAUUUGGUAUCCCCAGGGCAUUUGUCACACCGGGGCCCUGUGGUUUCUAGUUAUGCCUCCGACAGACAUAACAUAGGAACUACUUUGUCUUAGUAUUUUUACCUAUGCCUGACACUUCUAGACACUAGGCCAAGCUACCAAUAUCUAGGCUGCAGAGAUAUAAGGCUGUGUACAAGAGAAGAUGUUUAGGAGAAUUGAGUAGUGUUUUCAGGUCACUGAGUAUUGGGGUAAUGUAUACAUUGUGAGUGAAUAGUGAGGGACAAUACAUGUCUACCUACAGAGGAUGUUAUCCUAAUUUAUAUAUUAAUGUGUAUGUUAUUCUCAACAUGUUCUUCCUCUUCAGGCAUCAGAAACAACCCAGAUGAACACGACAUUAUCAACAUAUAUUCCAGCCCUAAAGCUGAGCUGGUGUUACCCCAGGUUGCGAAAGUUUGUGUCCGCACGCCUAAGCAAGUUGCUGAUACCCAUCUAAGCUUCCCAAUCCAGGAAACGCAACAACCAAAGGGUGAAGAAGAUUUGCACAUGGCAUUAGAAGCCCCAAGCCAUAUCUACUCUCCUACCCCUAGUGACGUACAUGGCUAUAUCGAUUAUACUGCUCUUGCGAAGACACACAACUGUACCUGUCCUCUUGCCCCUGUGGAGUGACAGAGUGGUAUUUACAUUGCUCUCCCCACAUAAAAUCAAACCCCACACUUAGGGGGUUAUAUGCUGAGCAAAUCUCAUGCUGGGCCUAUCCAAAGUCCAUAGUGAAAAGAUGAUGUGAAGUGCCACAACAGCUCACCAAAAGUGUGACAUGCACUUUUCUCUUCGCUUUACAGGGUUAUAAUCUGACCCCUCCUUCUGCAGGAGAAAUGAUAUAAGGGUAACGGUCUGAGUUACUAGCAGGACCUAUAUGGUCAAAGUCAAUGACAACAUCCCAGAGCUUCUUGUCACAGUGUUACCUCUAUAACUGUCAGCUGACGAUGGUUUAUAUUGUUAAAAUUUUACAUCACAGUAAUUCUCAUGUGUGUUAUAUUUUAAUAUAAUAUAUGUAAUGCAGUUCAAUGGUAAACACGUGAAAGGGCAAUGAAUGUGUUAUGGGUAUUAAUUGUGGAUCUAAGAAAUAUCCCAGAAUCCUCAGCACUGAAGGAAGUAUUAUUGUAUCAGUAAGGGCUGUGUAUAUCUACAGAAUAAAAUAAAAAAUACGACAGUUCGGGAGCCUCGUGGAAAGGAAUGCAGGUGGUUUCCCGUGUAAGUUAGUAACCGUUUAGAACAUGACAUAAAAUGCAUUUAUCUUCUCAUGAGAAAUUACCGGUAUCUAUUUUCUACACAAAGAGAGAAAGCAACAUGUUUAAAGCAAAGGAGAAUAAAACCGUUUCAGAUUUGACAAUAGAGAUCAAUGUUUUUUUUUACUGCACUCAAGAAAACACAAGUCAGGAAAAAGGUUAAUCCAUGGCAAGGUUUGAGAAUUUGGGAAUCCAAACAGGGUCAUUCCCUAAAUCGAGAAUUCAGAGUGAAAUUUAAAAUGUAAGGGCAAAAUAGCCACACACGAAAAUGGAGAUUUUUUUUCUAAUUCGGCUAUUCUGGUCUAAAUUUUGAAAUUCACUUUAAAUUCACAUUGCAGAUCCAGGCAAUUCUCAGUUUAGUAAAAAGCCCUGUAAAUCAGGAAAUGUGUAUAUAUUGCACCACUUUUAUCAGUCAUGCAAAUCUAACAGGGUAACUGAGUACAUGUGCAUUGUCAGGAAUUCCACAUGAAUUUCAAAUUAUAGUCAAAAAUAGAAAAUGUCAUGUUAAAGUUUCAUUUCACUUUGAGCACACAUUGAAUUCCCAGUAAUACACACGUUAGUAAAUAACCUGGUAUAUGUAUUGUGUGUUGCCAAGAAAGACUCACUGUGAAUUCUGAUCUACAAUCUUUUCUAAGAGCUGUCACGUUUUACAAUAUAAGCUAUAAAUUGGGUGCUUUCCCUGACGUCUCAUUGUGUUAAUAAAGUUUAUCAAUGUGUUUUAAAGUCUAGAAAUGUUCUUUAGUUUAGAAAAACGUCGCCUGAGAGGGGAUAUCAUAACAUUAUACAAAUACAUUCGGGGCCAAUACAAACCAUUGUGUGGAAAUCUAUUCACAAACCGGACUUUACAUAGGACACGAGGUCAUGCGUUUAGUCUGGAAGAAAGAAGAUUUCGUCUAAGGCAAACGAAAAGUUUUUUUACUGUAAGAACAAUAAGUAUGGGGAAUUCUCUGCCUGAAGAAGUGGUUUUAUCAGAGUCCAUACAGAUGUUCAAACAACUACUAGAUGCAUACUUGCAACAACGUAAUAUUCAAGUAUAUACUUUUUCAAUGUAGGGCAAUAACUGCUUGAUCCAAGGAUAAAUCUGACUGCCAUUCUGGGGUCAAGAAGGAAUUUUUUUCCUAGCUUGUUGCAAAAUUGGAAGUGCUUCAAACUGGGUUUUUUGCCUUCUUUUGAAUCAACAGCAAAAAACAAAUGUGAGGAAGGCUGAACUUGAUGGACACAAGUCUCUUUUCAGCUAUGUAACUAUUUUUUAUGCCCAGUUUUAUGUUGAUGAUUUUGAUGUUGUUGUUGCUGUUUUAAUUUUACUUUGUAAAAAAAAAAAA
Molecule: messenger RNA, 33200 nt
Organism: Pelobates cultripes (western spadefoot toad)
Lineage: Eukaryota; Metazoa; Chordata; Amphibia; Anura; Pelobatidae
Source: the annotation of a GenBank genome assembly